Numida meleagris (helmeted guineafowl) is the source of this 5181-nucleotide messenger RNA. RefSeq names its product ORMDL sphingolipid biosynthesis regulator 3 (gene ORMDL3). Bases 465 to 926 code for a protein of 153 amino acids. Gene Ontology annotation, cellular component: endoplasmic reticulum membrane. The record is from RefSeq and is a predicted model, not a curated record. The transcript is spliced from 5 exons. Lineage: Eukaryota; Metazoa; Chordata; Aves; Galliformes; Numididae. Gene Ontology annotation, biological process: ceramide metabolic process; intracellular sphingolipid homeostasis; negative regulation of ceramide biosynthetic process.
CAGCGAGGCUCCCAGGGCUGCAGAGCUGAGCACGCGCUGCGUGAGCGAGCACCGUGCGGGCCCAGAGCGCAGCAGCUGCUGAGACAAGCCAGGCCCAGCACUCGGAAGGGGAACUCGGAGUAGCUGGCAGCGACAUCCAGAGCGUAAUGUCAGAUCUGGCGUGGGCUCGCCUCCUGAGACAGAGAGCUGGACACGACAGCAACUUGGUUUUCAGCUGCGGAAACCAAAGCAGUGAAAGCACGAGGCUAAACAUCAGGGAAAAGUCAUUGCUUCGGGGGCUGCUGUGCAAGGGACAGGCUGUAUUAUUUCCGUGGGAAACACUGAGUAUUUUAUGCAAGACCUUCCCUGAUCUCCGUGCAAAGAUAUUCUGCAUUACGGUCGUUCUAAAUUCUGCAUUGCGGUGGUUCUAAAUUGUGUUCUUUCCCCUAGUCCCUGCUAACUGAGGCGUGAAAACAAGAGCCAACAUGAACGUGGGAACAGCACACAGCGAGGUGAACCCCAACACCCGCGUGAUGAACAGCCGGGGCAUCUGGCUGUCCUACGUGCUCGGGAUCGGCCUGCUGCACGUCGUGCUCCUGAGCAUCCCCUUCUUCAGCGUCCCCGUGGUUUGGACCCUUACCAACAUCAUUCACAACAUGAGCAUGUACAUCUUCCUGCACACCGUGAAGGGAACUCCUUUCGAGACGCCGGACCAGGGCAAGGCGCGGCUGCUCACGCACUGGGAGCAGAUGGAUUACGGCGUGCAGUUCACGGCGUCCCGCAAGUUCCUGACCAUCAUGCCCAUCGUGCUGUAUUUUCUAACCAGCUUUUACACCAAGUACGACCGGAUCCACUUCGUCAUCAACACCAUCUCCCUGAUGAGCGUCCUGAUCCCCAAGCUGCCUCAGUUUCACGGAGUCCGGAUCUUUGGGAUCAACAAGUACUGAGCUGCGUGGAUGGAGCGCGUGGAGGAGGAGCGGGGCUGGGGGGGGGGGGGGUUCCUCCUCCCCGGUCCCGUUUCCCCCUGCCCACGCUCACCGGGAUGGUUUCACAGCGGCUGUUUCAAUGCAGUACCCAAUAGACACAUACCGCAUGCUGGAUCCUCAUGCCCAAUAAAUCUAAACAAGCUCCAGAGUAGAGUUUAGUGAGGAGCAGGAUGCACGACGCUGGACUUCACUUAUUCCGGCGUCAUAAAUAGAUGCAGAUACACCGAGACUUCAAGGUACAGGGAGGAUGAAUUGCGGGAAGAUUUUCAUCUAUCCCAGACGCUGAGCGACGAGAACAGGGGUGAGGGGAAAAGCUUUUAGUGCUGGUACUAUUGCUGUGGUAAAUGCACUUUAACAUGUAUUUCCCUUUCUGAAGCUAAGUGCUUUAAGCGAUACGCGGGGAAAUUCAAAGGGACGCAGCCAAACUCUCCCAAUACUGGAUUGAUUCAGGUUUUAGUUCCAUUUCUCGGGCAGAGGAAGAGAGGGAGGGGAACAGAAGGACAGAUUUUUAUUUCGAAAUCUUUUACGCCACUGAGAAAGGAAAUUCUUUUACUAAAAGCAGGACGGGAAAAAGAAAAACGACCUGCGCUUUGAGACAGCUUUUGGUUUUCUGUGGAACCAUUCGUCCGGUUCAGGGAAAAGGUCACAGGAUCCCACGUCCCAGGUGUUACUUUCAGUUGGGGUGACGUCGCUCCCCAUCCCAAACCUGCUCACGUUUUCAAGCACUCAGGCAGCGAAGCAUUUGGAUUAAGGACCACGGUGCAGCUCCUUGCAAUGAUGGACUACGAACGCCCCUGAGGUUCCUGGUACACGGGGCUGCAUGAGCCUGGGAGGAACCGAAGGCUGAUGGGUACAGACCAAGUGAGAGACAGGCAGCUGCUCGGCAGAACCCAUGAGUGGCCGCGAUUGGAGUUGUCCUCCUCCAUCCCUAAGCCUGCGUACCUGACCGUGAGAUUUGCCAGCUCUGCAGCUCACUCAGCAUGCGGGUCUCCACGCGGCCAAGAAGCAUUGCAGCAUCCCCAGGGCUGAGCAGCACCGAGGGCCCGGGGGGCAGAGCAGCGCUGAGCAGUAGCCCCAGCAGCACGCUGAACUGAGCCAGAGAAGGACGGGCAGGGCGCUGGAGACAAGCCGUGGUUUUGGACAGGAAUAAAAUCAAGCCUUCUUCCCCCUACAGCUACUGCCAGAACGUCCGAGGUCUGCAGGUGCAGGUUUCCUGGGAGAUGCCUUUCUGCCCUUCAAAGCCAUUGGUUUUUCUUUCGAGUUGUGCGCCAGGUGGAGCGUGGUUUUGCUCAUGCUUUCCCUUACACAAACCUGUGUUUUUUGUUGUCUUAGCGCUUACGUUGUCUCGCCCUGGCAAUGGUAAAGGCGUUUUAAAUAGGCUGGGUUUGUUCUUAAUUAGCCGAGUCUAGCUUGAGAAGUCAGAGUGGAUACUGAGCUCUAUUUGAGGGUCUGGGCAUAGGACACAGAGCAACUCCAAGAUCCAGUAUAUAAGACCUAGUACUACUCCACGCAUAACAGUAGGCAAGCCACUUUACUUCAGCCCCGUGCUUACUACCAGGCUGCUGCAGAGAAGGGAGAGAACAGUUCACGUAGCUCAGAGCCUUGCUGGAACACACAGGGUCAUUAUCUAAUGGGUUUGAACAAUGGGAAUAUUUUAAGUGAAAAGGAAGCUUUCAAGAAGGUAGGAGAAGAGCCGGCUUGCUUUUUGAGUGCUGAUCUCCAGUGAGAGUUUGGCAGAUGCGUUGCGUACCUGACUGGGGGGGGCUAAACCUUUUAGCCACCGCGACACGAGGACUGCUGCUUUAGUUAAGGUACUAUAUACCCUAAAGCUAAUAUACUCUGUAAGCUAUUAGACAAUGACUUUUGGGAAAAAAAAAAAAAAAAAGUACUUUUUUUUUCAAAACAGAACUGUUUUGUCCAUCAGCUGAAUGCUUUGGAAGUUAGGGAGCAAUGAAGAGUAGCAGUGCCUGGGAUGCUCGUGGAUGCAGGGCAGCCAGGGCUGCUCCAUAACGCAGCCCACGUGGGGCUGACCUGCCCUGGACACCUGACAGCUCGUGAACUCAUAGCCCAGUGCUAAACCUCCAGAAGAAAGAACACUACUCAUUUAGGUAGAAUAUAACCGGGAAAAAUAGAAGCUCUUUUUUGCAGCAAAGUAGUCGUUAUACCAAGGGUGCUUUGGCUUAAAAACACGACUCCCGUCGGGUAGGGGCAUAUACUGAUUAUUUUGAAGUAUAUGUGCCUUAUUCCAAGCGAGAGCAGCUGGGAUAUUUUUAGCCUAAGCCGAAGGGAAGGGCUCAGCUUUCCUCCACGCACAGUGGCUUCGUCGAGGCCUUGGCCUUACAGCUGCUGAAGGCUGGAGCACGCAGCAUUUGUGCCGUUAACUGACGCUGGGGACAUCUGAUUCUGUCCUGUUAAAUUAAAGAUCAUCGAUAAGACAGUACAGAAGGGAAUUACAAACGUCUGCAAAUGGCAGGUUUUCAAGCCCAGAGUCUAAAACUCCUCGUGGGGCAAAGCCUUAAUGAUACCAGUGAGCUUCUCUGAUUUUACUUAACUGGAAUGGUGAAAAUAGCAAUUCCACAGGUGUCCAUGGUUGGGGUUCCGUGGCAAAUGACAUUCUUUACGAGGCACAAACAGCACUUUUGCCACGGAGCAUCUGAAGUGAACUUGGGUUUAUACAGUUAAUCCAGUCGAAUGGAAUAUGAAUUAAAACUGGAGAAACGUGAAGAGGGGAAAGAGCUGAAGAAAGAUUUUGCGUUAAUAAUACAGCGUACAAAGUAGCUUCGUUAGAUGAAUGGUUACUUGAACAAUUAUUGAUCUCGUAUCUUCCUUCAGACCCCAUCUUGAGGGGAGGUAGCAGAAUUAAAAGUAGAAAAGGAACCUUAGAAAAAAGCUUUGGGUACUGCUGGGCAAGGCGCACGCAGGAGCGCUGUGGCUCAUCCCUUCCUGCCCGUGUCGUGGGAGGCAGCUGCAGCUGAUGGGAUUUCCAGCCAAGGGUCCCAGCUGCAGCGGUAUGAAAGCAGAGCACCGUGCAGGGGCUCCUGAAGCUGUCCUGAGCCCACUGCUGCUCUAUUUCUGGUGGUGACGUUGUGAGAGAAGCCAGCUCGGUGAGCAAAGGCUGAUCUUACCCAAAGGACCCGGGCUGCUGCGUUCCCACUGGAAGUCAUUGCUGAGGAAACCGCACAGCACGGGCAGGACGAGGGGGUUCCAGGCGUGCGUGGCACAGCAGCGAUCCCAGGGUGAUGCCCACGUCCCGUGCUGAGCAGCAGAACCUGAGCCCUGGGGCUGCCCAGUCACUGCUGCGUGGACCUGUGUGCAGGAGAUCCCUGAUGGUUAGUGAUUUUAAAUGGGAUUUUGACCCCAGCACACGUGGCAGGUUCUCGUCCCCAACUUGUGCUGGCUUUGUGCACAGUGAGUAGAACAGAACCUCAGCUGGAGAAUAAAGGAGGACUCCCUGGCGUGACUGCAAAAUUAGGGCUGGGCAAGCAGGUACUUGACAUCCUUUGGUUUUCUUUCUUUUGUCCUGCAAUGAACGCAGGAGGAAAGCUUCAGAAAAGCAGCACUUGAGGUUGGCAAGAGGCCGUGCCCCCACCAUGCACACCUCCAGCCCUGGGGACGGGAGGAAGCCACCAGGCACCACGGCUUCAUCAGUCAGGGCUCCUAUCCCGCAGUUCCCAAUGGGAUAUCUCACAGCCCAAACCUCUGCAGGAAGGAAGGAAGAAAAAAAAAAAAAAAAGCCUUUAAAAUAAAUAAAUAAAAAUCCUGAGAUUUAGGGCUACUUAAUCAUGAGGUUUUUUUGUUUUUUUGUUUUUUUUUUAAAUUGUGUUUGCUUGUUUUAAUAGAAAGUUGGUACCGGCCCUCGAAAAGGGGCCAGCAGUUGGGUUACCAUUGUUCAUGCAUUAAGAUUCCUUCCUGGGACUCACGUGGCUCUCUCAUUGCAUCUGAUAUACUUUAAGCAUGCACGUGUUUGCGUUGAUGUAUCCUCCCUGGAUCGGUUUCAGCUAAAUGAGUUUUGGUUUUUAACAGCACAUCCUGACGUUGUACACAGUUUUAGGGUUUGGGUUUGGUUGUUUUUUUGGUUUUUUUUUCCAGCAGCCCUUCUUUUUGCUGUGGAUACAGAAGCCUCGUGGAGAGAACUUUCUAAAAUAAAGCGUGACUAUUUUUAUGACUCCUUUGUACAGCGUUCUAAGAGAAACUAAUAAAGUGAGUAUUCAUGUAA